Capsicum annuum is the source of this 1817-nucleotide messenger RNA. Its product is annotated as pathogenesis-related thaumatin-like protein 3.5. NCBI's taxonomy places the organism in Eukaryota, Viridiplantae, Streptophyta, Magnoliopsida, Solanales, Solanaceae. The transcript is spliced from 2 exons. Gene Ontology annotation, cellular component: extracellular region. The coding region runs from base 943 to 1692 and encodes 249 amino acids. The record is from RefSeq and is a predicted model, not a curated record. Gene Ontology annotation, biological process: defense response.
UUUUUUUUCCUUUAUUAAUAUUGUUUUCUAGAGAUACACUAUUUAUUUCAUAUUCCUUGAACCUACCUAAACUCAUAAAAAGGACCAAAGGGAGUGGUCGUAUAUAUUUAAUUAGAAAGAAAUAAUUACCAAACUCCGAGAUCUUUGCGUGGUGUGUAGUUAAUGGGGCUUGACCACAAAGAAAUCUUUGCAUGCCAAUAUUAUUUAUGGUAUUUCACAUACCACGCCAAGAGGUUUCAUAAAUGUCACCAAAAAAAAGAAAAAAAAAUUGGAGGAACUAAACGAAAUUUCAUAAACUUAAAUAUUGUUAGUUGGAUCACUCUUUAGACCUAUGUAAAGAAAAUGAGUUUUUGUUUGAGUAAAAACCAUAACUUCCAUAUAAAAAUGUGUUAUUAUUUAUAAAGUAUUUGAGAUAAUAUAUCCGUAUAAUUAGUGUAGUAUUUGGUUUUCCUUUAUUAAUACCGGAAACCAAAUUGUAUAUUUAUACAGGAGUAUUUCAGUAUAGUGUACAGGAACAUGUUAUGUAUGAUAGAAUUUGGAUAACAAACCAAUUACUAUAAAUAAACUUAUAAUUAUUCACCGCAUGUUAUGUGUGUUAGAAUUUGGAUAACAAACCAAUUACUAUAAAUACAUUUAUAAUUAUUCGCCGCAUAAUAAUUCAUACGUUUUAAUUCAUUCCACAUAAAAAAAAAAAUCAUACUAUAGGAAAAAAUAAUUUGAUAAACUAAGUUAUUUUUUUCCUUUUCUAGACACUAUUUCUUCAUGCAAACUAAUCUUCCUACGUGGUUGGGUGGUUAGUGGUUAGUGGGGUUGGGGUUGAGUGGGGUUAUGGGAUAUAAUGAGCUAUAAAUAGACAAAUCCUCCAAAUUUAACUUCCACAAAUCCACACUUUUUUCCCCUAAUUACUCAUCACUAAACUCUUUGUUUCUUCUUCUAAUUCCAAUGGCUGUCAUGCAUAACCAUCCUUAUUUUCUCCUUGCACUCUUCAUGUUCAAAGCAAUUGCUAUUUCCGCCACGCAAUUUACACUCCAAAACAACUGCGGUUACACAGUUUGGCCCGGUACACUUUCCGGCAACGGAGUAUCCAUCUCCGGCGAUGCUGGCUUUGCAUUAACCCCCGGCGCCACCAUCCAGCUCACCGCUCCCGGUAGCUGGUCCGGCCGAUUCUGGGGAAGAACCGCCUGCACUUUCGACGAUUCCGGCAAAGGCAGCUGCAAAACCGGCGAUUGUGGCGGCGCAUUAAAAUGCCCCGCCGGCGCCGGCGGCGUACCGCCAGUAAGUCUCGUCGAAUUCACCAUCGGUAAUACCAGAGAUCAAAAGGACUUUUACGAUGUUAGCCUUGUUGACGGAUACAAUGUCGGCAUCGGCGUCCGUCCAACCGGAGGUUCCGGUGACUGCCAGUACGCCGGCUGCGUUACUGAUCUCAAUAUAAAUUGCCCGAAGGAACUACAAGUGGUAAACGAAAACGGAGUGGUUGUCGCGUGUAAGAGCGCGUGUGCACAAUUCAACACGCCGGAGUAUUGCUGCACCGGCGAACAUGCAACGCCGGCGACUUGCUCGCCGACGGAUUAUUCGAAGAUGUUUAAAAAUGCUUGCCCUACCGCUUAUAGCUAUGCAUAUGAUGAUGCUUCAAGUACAUGUACUUGUGCUGGUGCUGAUUAUAUUAUCACAUUUUGUCCAACUAGUACAUAAAUUUGUAUUUGUAUUUUUUUUAAUAUUUUUUUUAUAUUAUUGUUUACCACAAAGUGGAGUAUUGUUUUUUGUAAUCUCCAUUGAUUUAUAAGCAUUUUGAUUAAAAAAAUGUUUUUAUCAUGAUA